AGAAAAAAAAAAGUUCAGGUGCAUCAUCGGCUCAUCGUCCCCCCAGCCCCCACGGCCCCACCCGUCUUGUUCUACGAAUGAAUUCUCAUUUCUCAAUUUCCAUCCCUUGAAUACUCCUUUACUGUACGUUCCUCUUCCUCAUCUUUACAACCCUGUUCUUCCCAUCCGCCAUUAAUGGCAAUUUCCUUGAUUUUCCCACUCUCCAUUUCCAAUUCUUCAUUCUUCAAUCUUAACUCCCUUCUUCUUUGUUUCUGUUCUUGUUGAUUUUUCAAUAAUUUCUGAAUUCAUUAUUAUUUCCAAAGAAAAAUUCAUGGAUUUGACGAACUCUCAAUCUAAUCUCUCUUUAGGGUUUUUAUCUCACUCUUCAGCUCAACGUCCUCCAAACCCUAACUCGAAUCGAAAUUUAAUCACUGAUGACUCUAUUUCGUUCCAGAUUGAUUCGAGGUUACGCGAGUCAUCCACACCGAUUUCAUCCAUUCCUCUGCAAUUGUUGGAACAAACUGCUAAUAGUUGCAGGAAUGAAGAUAAAGGGAUAGUUAAUGAGAGAGAAUUAGUUGAUGAAGAUACUGAGGAUAGAGAGGAUGCUAAUGAUGAUGAUGAUGAUAAGGUUGAAGAGGUCCGUAUUUUGGGUCAUUCCUUGUGUUUGAAACGGCGUCGUAGGGAAGGUUCGUUGUCUUCUUCUACUUCUACCGCCAAACGUGUAUCUGUCGAUUCAGCCCUUGAAUUGCGUCGUUCUGCAGUUAAAUCGUGGGGGAAUCAGUCGUUGCGAUUGGCUGAUCCUGAGAUUUUUGAUAUUAUGGAAAGAGAAAAGCUAAGACAAUGUAAAGGGAUUGAAUUGAUUGCGUCUGAGAAUUUCGUGUGCAAAGCUGUGAUGGAAGCGUUGGGUAGUUUUUUGACCAAUAAGUACUCUGAAGGAAUGCCUGGUCAGAGAUAUUAUGGUGGAAAUCAGUACAUAGAUGACAUUGAAACUCUAUGUUGUGAGCGAGCUUUGGCAGCUUUCGAUCUUUGUUCGGAUAAUUGGGGUGUAAAUGUUCAGCCAUAUUCUUGUACGUCUGCGAAUUUCGCUGUUUACACCGGACUUCUGUUACCAGGAGACCGAAUUAUGGGUUUGGACACCCUUUCUGGAGGGAAUACAAGUCAUGGUUGUUAUACUCCGAAUGGGAGAAAGGUGUCUGGAGCUUCAAUAUUUUUUGAGAGCUUAUCUUAUAAGGUUAAUCCUCAAACUGGGUAUGUGGAUUAUGAAAAGCUGGAGGAUAAGGCUCUUGAUUUUCGUCCCAAGAUAUUGAUAUGUGGUGGUAGUUCUUAUCCUCGUGAUUGGGAUUAUGCUAGGUUGAGGCAGAUUGCUGAUAAGUGUGGUGCCGUUUUGAUGUGCGAUAUGGCUCAAAUCAGUGGCCUUAUUGCUGCUAAGGAAUGUGUCAGUCCUUUUGAAUUUUGUGAUAUCGUUACAUCUACAACACAUAAGAGUCUCCGAGGUCCUAGAGGAGGAAUAAUAUUUUAUAAGAAGGGCAAGAAACCCAAGAAGAGAAGCUUGUUGUCAGGUCCCUCUGGUGACUGUGAGCUAUAUGACUUUGAAGAUAAGAUAAAUUUUGCUGUUUUCCCAGCUUUACAGGGUGGUCCUCACAACAACCACAUUGCUGCUCUAGCUAUAGCCUUGAAACAAGUUGCUACCCCGGAGUAUAAAGCAUACAUGCAACAAGUCAAAAGAAAUGCUCAGGCUUUGGCAUCAGCUUUAUUGCGAAGAAAAUGUCGGCUAAUAACCGGUGGUACUGACAAUCACUUACUACUUUGGGAUCUAAGACCCCUUGGUCUCACUGGUAAGAACUUUGAGAAGGUAUGCGAAACGUGUCAUAUUACCCUGAAUAAAGUUGCGUUGUUUGGCGACAAUGGCACCAUAACACCUGGUGGUGUAAGGAUCGGUACCCCUGCAAUGACAACAAGAGGCUGUGUAGAAUCUGAUUUCGAGGUGAUUGCAGACUUUCUGAUUCGAGCGGCCCAAAUCACAAGCAUAGUGCAGAGAGAACACGGAAAGUUGCAGAAAUCCUUUUUAAAGGGUUUGCAAAGCAAUAAGGACCUUAUUGAUCUACGAACGCGUAUCGAAGCUUUUGCUUCUCAAUUUGCCAUGCCAGGUUUUAACAUGUAGUUCAAUAAUAGAAUGUGCCAUCCUGCACCUUCUGUGAUUUCUGAUUAGAAGCAACACUUAGUUCAUCAUUCACUUAGUUUUCCUGGUUCUAGUGUACUUCAUCUAGAAGCUUCUCUUGCAUCAAACCCGAGGUGGAUGAUACAUUUUUCGACCUGAUUCUAGAUAAUGUUGCUGCUGGUCUCGAGCAGGCCGGAUAUAUUUCGUCUUUGCUCACAUUAUAUAACUGAUUCUUGGCUAUAUUUACGGUUUGUUAUUAUUCUUUAGGACAGCACAAGUGGUAUAUUUCCUGCGUUUCGUGCAGCUGGACCGGCUACAGUAUCUUAAAAUCCUCCUGGAUUUAUAUAACCUGCACAAGGGGUUUUAGUUUUUGGAACUCUUGAUUGUUGAUUAACCAUGUUUUGUAUGUAGUGUAAAGUCAAGAUUAGUUACCAAUUACCAUACAGUUAUACUCUUUGGUACAGCAAUGAAGUGAUAAUUUUGGUUAGCAAGGUCUCAAUGUUUUUCUAUUUUUUUAGGCAAGGUUAAUUUUUUUUAGAAUUUCUCCAUCUUGUAUAAAUAGAAUUUAAAAGAUUUCAUGUGUACCAAGAUAAAAAAUGUUUUCAUGAGCCUAUGUACAACAAUAGCAUUCUAUUAAUUAAUGUCGUUAAG
This is a messenger RNA of Amaranthus tricolor (Joseph's coat), 2788 nucleotides long. Its product is annotated as serine hydroxymethyltransferase 7-like. Gene Ontology annotation, biological process: folic acid metabolic process; L-serine catabolic process; tetrahydrofolate interconversion. Bases 311 to 2140 code for a protein of 609 amino acids. Gene Ontology annotation, molecular function: heme binding; glycine hydroxymethyltransferase activity; zinc ion binding. Lineage: Eukaryota; Viridiplantae; Streptophyta; Magnoliopsida; Caryophyllales; Amaranthaceae. The record is from RefSeq and is a predicted model, not a curated record. The transcript is spliced from 4 exons. Gene Ontology annotation, cellular component: cytoplasm.